AUGUCCGAUCUGAUAGAACCGGAUUUCGUCACUGGUUCAGCAGAUCACACGCCAAACCCCUUUGCUGACCCCGUUACAGACACACUCCCCACAUUUGGACGCGGCACUCUGGAUGAGCCAGUGGCACAAACUCUCAAACGGGAUCUGGUACAGAUUAACACCAGGUUGAAAGAGGUUGUGUACCCUCAGUUCCCACUACGAAACCCUUUGACGUCUGUGAAUAGCGACAACGACGACUUGGAAGGAAAUGCACACUCCGCAUUACAGGACAAUCACUGUGCCGAUCUGUGGGCCCCAUUGUUGUUCACAAUUGCUUUCAGCGUGGCUCUUUCCCGGGCAUCGUCGCGGUUUCCACCCAUUUUCGUUCUUUGCUGGGCCUCUUUAGCCGUCUUAGCUGCCCAUCUCACACUCAAUAGCACUACGGAAAACGGCAAAAUCCCAUUUCUGGCUGCCGUGUCCACUUGUGGUUACUGUUUUUUCCCACAGGUCAUCAACGCUGUCACGAGCUCGGUGCUGCUGCCCUUGAUGGUAUCCUUUCUUCACACCGGACCUUUGAAAUUCCGCAUAACGAGCAUUGCGCGGCUUUUCAUAUUUUUCGCCUGUGUGUUUUGGUCCUGCCGCUGCUCCAUCAAUGCCACCAAAGCCAAACGUUUCAUGAAUCAGUAUCCGCUAGUACUUAUACUGGUAACGCUUAAUUGGUCGUGUUUGGUGGCCUAA
This is a messenger RNA of Lachancea sp. 'fantastica', 717 nucleotides long. The record is from the annotation of a GenBank genome assembly. Lineage: Eukaryota; Fungi; Ascomycota; Saccharomycetes; Saccharomycetales; Saccharomycetaceae.